AUGACAAAUAUUAUCCAUAUAAAUCAAUUAACGUCAUACGAAAAUGAUUGGAAAAUAAAGGUUUUGGUACUGAACAAAAGUGAAAUCAAGGAAUACAAAAAUGCAAAAGGACCUGGAAAGUUUCAAAAAAUAACUUUAUUGGAUGAUGAGGGAACAAAAAUACAAGCAAUAUUUUUCAAUGAUGUUGUUGAUAACUUAUGUGAUACAUUGAAUGCUGGAAAAACUUAUUUUAUUUCUGAUGCAAUCGUAAAAAAAGUGAAUCCAAAUUUUAAAAAUGUCAACAAAGAACAUGAACUAACUCUCAAUGCCAAUUCAAAAAUUGAAGAAGUUGAAGAUUGCUUAGAUGUAGAAAAAUCAAAGUAUAAUUUUACUAAGCUCAAUGAAUUGAAAUGGGAUGCUGACACAUGCAAAAGGAAUGAAUUAUUAGAUGAUAUUGGAAUACUUGUACAAGUUCAAAAUGCAUUCACCAUAACAACAAGAUUUAAUGUCAAAAAAAAUAAAAGAGAAAUAAAAAUAAUGGACAAAGAGUGUACUCCGAUAUUGCUGACAUUAUGGAAAAAUUAUGCAACAAAUGAAGGGAGCAAAUUGCUGGACAUUGUAUCACAAAAUCCUAUAAUUGCUUUUUCAGCAGUUUCUCAAGUAGAGUACCAAGGUGGCUCACUUGGUACAACAGGAUUUACAUCAAUUGAAAUAAAUCCAACGAUUCCAGAAGCAGAAGAUUUAAAGCAAUGGUUCAAAUCAAAAGAUGGACAAGAGAAAAAAAUACUCAACAUGUCAAAAGAAGAGAAAUUCAAAAAAUAUGAACAUGUUGUAAUGAAAGAUUUAACGGAAAGGCAAUACAAAACUAUCCUGGUAAGUGAAUAUAAUUCUUUAAUUUAUUUAAAUUAAAAAAAUAUAUAAUUUCAAUAUAAUUUGUACACAUCUAAUCUCUACAAAU
Macadamia integrifolia is the source of this 937-nucleotide messenger RNA. RefSeq names its product replication protein A 70 kDa DNA-binding subunit D-like. NCBI's taxonomy places the organism in Eukaryota, Viridiplantae, Streptophyta, Magnoliopsida, Proteales, Proteaceae. Bases 1 to 888 code for a protein of 295 amino acids. The transcript has 6 exons. The record is from RefSeq and is a predicted model, not a curated record.